AGCAAUGCCCUGGCAAACAAGUUGUAUGGAAGUUCUCUCAUCCUCUUUGAUGCUCAGGUUCUUACGUCUUCUUGCUUCUGCCUUUGCUCUCAGUCAGCUUGGAUCUUUAGCCCUGGCAUGCAGACCUCCUGCUAGUUUCUGCAGUAACUUCAUGGAAAUGCUGGAAAGGAACCAAGUCCCUGGAGGAGAAAUUUCGGGAAAUGUACCAGCUAUUUGACAGCUGUGCUAUUGAGGCAGGACCCAUUUGUUUUGUGGAAGUGCAGGUUCUGAGAUGAAAGAGACAACAUCCACCAUUCCAGUGAUGACUUAAGGAACAGAGCCUUUACCUGGCUCUCUGAAGACCCCAGAGAUGUACAUAUUGACACUGGCACUGGUUCUAGUGUACCUACCUUCUGCCUGCUUUCAGCCAGCGACUUUUCCGGACUCUGUCAACUGCUCACAGGGACUAGGCUGCCGAUUCUUGGGACGGGAUGUACUGUGCACCCCUGGGGAAGCGUCACCAGAUCCAAAGCUAUAUCCAGUCCUGGUGCUGACCCAGAAAACCAGGAACAAACUCCGAUGCCGGCAGCAUCAAGACUGUACCCCCUGUGUGCACGUGAUGCUGCAGCUUGGCCUCACGGGGCCACCCGCUCUGGGUACAAGCCAAGAACUGCAUGGUGACACUGAAGAACUCCUGCAAAUGCAUGUAUUUCUCUCAGUCCAGACCCACCAUUCCUCCAACUGUUUAGCAGUGGAAAUUUGGCUCCCCCAUCGUCAUGACUGGCAAACUAGAAACCUGGGCUCCCUCCACUUCGACUGCUUCCCGGUUGCUAUUGGUGGGGAGCUGCAUUUCGCUGCCUUCACCUUGCCCCGCUACACCUCUGCAGAUGUGAUCCGUUUCACACACCACGGGCCAGACUGUACCUGGCACAAAGCUAAAAAUGCAGUUCGCCUUUGCCAAGCUGAACCUCCCUUGCAGGUGGCAUUUGGAAUAAGGUCUCGGAUGCUGAGCACAGUGUUGAGCUGCAUUCUGGUUGGAAGAGACAUUCCAUCAGUGCCCAAUCUGGAGGUCUCUGUGGAUUUGGAGAAGGCUGUGCUGCAUGUGCGGGAUGUCCCUGAAGGACAGCAUUUCAACCUCUGGUUGUAUCUGAACCGGACAGGCAGAUUUGAAGGGUUGGGCAAGGACAACCUCAAGUUACUGACUGGACCAGAGAAUAUGACUAUACCGAUCUCCCAGGUGUUUCCUUGCCUCUGCCUACAGGUCUGGCCCAAUGUUAAAGACCAAGAUCUAUCAUCACGAACUCACCUGUGCCCCUUUGCAAAUGACACUGAAGCUUUGACCAGGGCCUGGGCUAAGAGCCACUUGGAAGUUAAAGCCUUCGAAGAGACAGUGAGCGGCUCUCUCGCUGGACCAUGUGACCUUCCAGGGGAGAUGGUCCCCUGCUGGAGGGGGGAACUGCUUGCCUGCCAUCCCUUGCACCCCCAGCUGCACCUGGCCCUUACUCCACGUGUGCCACAGGAAUUCCCGCGUCUGAGGCCGCACCCCAACCUGUGUGUGCAGGUGAGGAGCAACGGGAUCGCCCAUCUUCAGAGCUGUCUGCAGGGAUAUAUUGCAGGAAGCCACCAAGCAACUGGGCAUCAGUUGCUGCUUCGAGAGACUCUGGAUUUCCAGGGAAACUCCUCUUUUCAUGUUCUGGAGCAGAGCGCCUGGGUCCACAUUGCGCAGGCUGUCAGCACGAGAAAGAGUAUCCUGGUAGAAGCCUUGCAGAAUGACAUACUGUCAGGAGAAUGCAUGCAGUUGUGGCACACAGAAGGCAGCGAAGCCACCGUGCUCUGGGCCUGCUCACUGGAGAAGUACUCCCGAACACACUGGGCCCUGGCCUGGAUGGUCACCGUCCUAGGCACCUGCUGUAUCCUGCUGGCACUGGUGCUCAGGAAGGAAGCUCUGAAAGGUACAAGGCACCCUCCCUCUCCCUACGUGGUCCCACCCUUGGCCCUGCUCUGUUCUCACCUGAUCUGACCAGCAUCUCCACCUCGCUCUUUCCUGUGUCACCUCAGAUGCUACGAUUUGUGCCUUUUCUCCAUUGCACCCUCCUCCAGGUGGGCUCCCCCUGCACAUUUCUCUGGCAGUCAAAGGCCUUGUGGUGAACUCUGGGGAUAGCACCCUCCUAAGACCUGCUGUUAUGCUGCUCCACCCUCUCUAGGUAGCCUGAGCAACCUUGCCCAACCUAGAGCCCUUCAGAUGUGUUUUAAUGUAAUGUAAUGUAAUGUAAUGUAAUGCAAUUUAAUUUAAUUUAAUUUAAUUAUUUAAUUUAAUUAAAACAUAUAUAUGCCGUCCUUUGCAGCACCCAUCAAACUCAGCAUGUGGAGGGCACUGCAGGCUGGGGAAAGCUGAUGCACAGGCUCCAGGUUGCAAGUACAGCCUGAACAGAACAGAGGUGUAUUUUGGUUGCUAACCACUGUGUGGGGCAUGCCUUGUUAGGUAACUGGAUUCAAUUUCCUGUGGGAGCUGCUCAGGCAGUUAGACUCCCAUUUCCUAAAAAUGCUCAUUAAGCUGCUUGUAUCUUUGCACUCAGACUUACUCCAGUUGAACCUGAGAGGUGGAGAGCUCCAGCAGGGCCCGGCAAUGUCCCCGUGAAUAUGGAGAUGGUUGUUCUGGUUCUGCCCACGAGAGUAACUCGGAUCCGACAGCUUGCACCUUCACACUACACCCACAUUGCUCUGCUAAUUUUACAGUCUCUAGUAAUUGCAGUGCUACUGAGUUGAGCAGGAAGAACGCUUAUUCUGUAUUAAGGCAGCUUAUGGCGAUUGGGAUCAUUCUGAAGAUCUGGGGUACUGCUGAAAAGGUCUGAGGCCGAUUACCUGCACAUGUUCUGUUGAAAGAACCAAACCAAACCCUUAACUGAAUAUCAAAAUAAAACCUAAAAUAUCAGAGAGAAAUAUUCCAGCCAAGCCUGCUGCCUGCCUUCCAAAUUUUCUACUUGUCGACAUGUUUAAUAUGGAAAAGCAUUCAGAAGUAGUAUCUUCUGCCUAUAGACAGAAGUCACGUAGUUCAUUCUCUCAACUCAGCACUUUACAAUCACUACAUGUCCACCUCACAGGGUUCCUUGUGUAGGCAGGACCUCUUUUGUUGAUCUCCCCGAGGCUGAGUUGCUGUCCAAGCCUUCUUCUUCUUUUUUUUUUUUUUGCUGUAGUUGUUGCCUUUUCUAUGGCUGAAGAGCCCACUAAUAUUC
Molecule: messenger RNA, 3212 nt
Organism: Varanus komodoensis (Komodo dragon)
Lineage: Eukaryota; Metazoa; Chordata; Lepidosauria; Squamata; Varanidae
Gene: IL17RC
Product: interleukin 17 receptor C
Exons: 18
Coding region: 350-1999 (549 amino acids)
Molecular function (GO): interleukin-17 receptor activity
Source: RefSeq, a predicted model, not a curated record